AAGACCCUGGGAGCCGGGAGCUGCACUUGCCCCCAGGCUCGGCGUUUGUCCCCGGCGCUUGGUCUAGGUGCAACGCUGCUGGGAAAGGGGGAGAAGGCAGGCAGCCCCUGAGUGCAAAUUCCUCCGCGCAGCGCGCCAUUGACUGGCCUGAGCAACUUAUUUAAGGCUGGAAAUUGACACACGGGGGCUUUUUCUUCUCGCCUCUCCUCGUUCUGCUAAGGGAGCUGGUCGUGCGACGGGCUGUGGAGCAGGGAUGCCUUCCAGGUGACCUGGUGCAAGGAGCUGCUGGGUCACCUGGCUGCAGAUCUCUGGGGCAGGGGGAGCAGCCUGGGCAGAAAAGUGCCUUCCCCUGCUGCAAACUUCCCGGCCGGCGGCUUUCGUGGCUCUCCCCCCCCCCCUCCCUUCCUUUCCCCCCGGCUCGGGGCCGGCGGAGCAUGGAGAGGUACGAGCAGGACAUUGCCCGAGCCAGCAAGUUCAUGGAAGAUCUGUCUCUCUACGAGCCCUGCCAGGACGGGCUGUACAGCGGCCGGGGCUGCAGCGGCAGCCGGAGGGAGCUGCUGGAAGACGCCCAACGGGCCAUCGCGGAGCCGAGAGGCAAGAAAAUGAAUGGCACCGUGGCCCCCCCGCAGCACGCGGCCCCCCCGGGGGACGCCCACCCCGCCGCCGCCUCCGGCAAAGUGUACCAGGCUGCGGCCGCCCCCCAGCCCCGCUCGCUGAACGGCGGCGGCAGCCGGGGGGGCGGCCCGGAGCCGGGCUGCUGCGAGGAAGGGCUCUGCACCCGCUCCGAGGUGGCGCUGCCCUGCUACGGCGGCUUCGCGGACAAGGGCAGGCGCUAUUCCUCCGAGAGCGCCCGGCACAGCGCCGGCAGCGCCUACGAGGGCGUCUACGUGCCCAAGCCGGGCGGCUCCUACCCCGGCCCGCCGGGCAGCCGAGCCCACGCCGGGCCCGAGGGCAGAUACAACGCGGCCAGCCCCCGGGCCAGCCUGGCCGCCUCCUGCCAGGAGCAGCUCAGCCGCUUCUCCAGCCCCCGCUCCAGCCUGGGCAGCAGCGGCGCCCCGGGCUACGAGAAAUACAGCAGCCCGCGGGCCAGCCUGGUGGUGCCCGGGCAGGAGAAAUACAGCAGCCCGCGGGCCAGCCUGGUGCAGUACGAAGGCGGCGCGCUGAGCCCCAGGUCGAGCUACGCCAGCACGGCCAGUGACACCAGCAAACACUCCAGCCCCCGGGCCAGCCUGACCAGCUACGACUGCGGGAGCAAGCCCAGCAGCAACCGCACCAGCGGCAUCAGCAUGGGCUACGACCAGCGGCACGUCAGCCCCCGCUCCAGCACCGCCAGCCCCCGCUCCAGCUACUCGGACUCCCGCUACGGCCCGCCGGGGAAUCCCGAGCUGGAUGGGGCUGCCGGGCCGGGGCUCCCCAUGGUCAGCCCCAGGUCCAGCCUUUGCAGCCAGGAUGGUCGGACAGGGGCGGUGGGGAACUGCAACCCGUCCGUGGUCAGCCCCAGGUCGAGCAUCUCCAGCCAUAGCUCCAGAAGCUCCAGAGGCUCCAUGAGCGCGUACCCGGAGCUCCAGCUGCCUUCGCCCCGCUCUUCCAUGCUGGGGCCAAGUUUACAGGAGGAAAAUCCCACGCAGGAGCAUGGAGAUGCUUAUCCCAGGCACGAGCAGCAGCAGCAGCAUCCCGCUGCCUCCAACCCUGACUCGGCUUCAGGGGCGUUAGCAUCCUACACCUACAGCCCCACCAAAGGGUCCGCUUCAGCUCCCAAAUUCAAGCUUCCGUAUCAGGUCACCCCGUCCAGGGAGAGUGGACCCAGCCAGGCAGAGAGGAGGUUGGAAGCGUUGACGCUGGAGCUGGAGAAGGAGUUAGAGAUGCACAUGAAGAAGGAAUAUUUUGGUAUUUGUAUAAAGUGUGGAAAGGGCGUAUAUGGAGCGAGCCAGGCUUGCCAAGCAAUGGGUAACCUCUACCAUACCAACUGCUUCACGUGCUGCUCCUGUGGGAGAAGACUGCGAGGAAAAGCCUUCUACAAUGUCAAUGGUAAAGUGUACUGUGAAGAAGACUUCCUAUAUUCAGGCUUUCAACAAACAGCAGACAAGUGUUUUGUUUGUGGACACCUCAUAAUGGAAAUGAUCUUACAGGCUCUUGGAAAGUCAUACCAUCCUGGCUGUUUCCGCUGCGUGGUCUGCAAUGAAUGUUUGGAUGGAGUCCCCUUCACUGUAGACGUGGAGAACAAUAUUUACUGUGUCAAAGACUAUCACACUGUUUUUGCACCAAAAUGCGCUUCCUGUAACCAGCCAAUUCUACCAGCACAGGGCUCCGAGGAGACCAUUCGAGUGGUGUCAAUGGACAGAGAUUACCAUGUGGAAUGUUAUCACUGCGAGGACUGCGGUCUCCAGCUCAACGAUGAAGAAGGCCAUCGUUGCUAUCCUUUAGAGGGCCACCUACUCUGUCAUGGCUGUCAUAUUAGGCGCCUCAAUAUCAAAGUGCCACCACAUCCACCUCCAAGCUACCCAAUGCAUGUUACAGAACUCUGAAAGACACUUUCUAUAGCAAUGAAUCGUUAGAGAGAAGAUGAAAACUAAAAAUGACUUUCCAGUUUUUAAAGAUGAAAUUCCUCUAAUAACCCUCUAAACCAGCUAAGUUAUUUAUUUUUUUUAAAUCGUAUGUCAGAGGGCCUCUGUGAUCAUGUCCAUGUUUCCAUUUACCUUCAGCAUUUUCACUGACACACCACUUACUUGAAAAAAAAAAUGCACCACUGAACUAACUGUAAGCAGCAGCAUUUCCCAGUACAGUGGUACGAAAGGCUCUGUUCUAUACUCCUUGUUUGCUUCAUUCUAGUGGGUGUUUUGCCUGAGCAAGAAGUGUAGAAUUAAUCCCCCCAAGUUAGCAACCUACAUAUCACAACAAGCGUGAUAAGCUAAAUACUAGCAUUUUAGCUAGUCCCAUUGCAUCCUAGUCUUAGAGAAUAAACAUUCUCACAUUUCUGGAAUACUUAGAUUCCCAGCAGUAGUUCAUAGGAAGCAAAGUAAAUAUAUUUUUAGUAACAAAAAUCUUCAAACAUGGGUUAAAUUGGUGGUAUUCACACCUAGGAAAGGCGUCAGGCCAGUGUCUUUUCCAUUCUAUUUGCUAUCACAGUGAUCCAACAGAGUAUUUAGCCUGCUGCAGAAACAUGGCAGGUGUCUUCUAUAGGAAGCACAUUACAGAAGAAUGUGUCCAUUCGCAAAGUUAAGAUUCUGUCAUAAAGGGUUAUUGCAUAUGAAGAAAAUUCUGGCUCUCCAUAAUAACUUGCCACUUACAUGCUUGGUUUUUUAUAGCUUGUAGUGGCACGAGACCAACCACAGCUUUAAAAGCAUUUGUCAUGUUCUUCUGGCGAUUUGGCACUUACUAAGCAAUCCAUUUUUUAAACCUGUUUUUGUCACUAGGUUUAGCAGCCCUUUUGGCUCUGCAAGGAGACACUUUAUGUCUCAAUCCUACUUGUUUUAUACAAGACUUCAUUUGUUACAAACUGCUUUGCAAUUUUUUGUCGUUACAUUUUAAAAAUUGGCAGCAGUUUUGUCAUCUUUUCAGUUUGAUGUGUUCUUUUCCAGAUGUAAUUUUCAAUGAUUACAGUGAUCAUCUUCAUUUAAAAACCAAGCAUGAUUUAGCAGAAAUAAUAAUUUAGAGUUUCAGACAAUUGAAACAGAAAUUGGUAUUUUAUAACAAGUAUUAGAUGUACAUAGAAUGUACACACUUUCAUCUUUUGCAUAAGCUUUUACAAUAACCUCAGAACUCUGGGGUAAUAUAUAUCUUCCAUAUAGGAAGUUAGAUUAAUCUUUUUUAAUGUUUGUUUCUACUGUGCGUUGAUGAUUUACAUGCAAUCACAUGUCUGUAUGUUUAAAUAACAAUUCCAUGUAUUCUCAUGAGAAUUGACCUACCCUUCCUGAAAUUAUUUUAUAGUUUGAAAUAUGGCCAUCGCACCCUUCCUCAGAUAUAUUUAAAAGACAAAAUUAUUUGACUGUGAAUUAGGUGGAAAUAUCAGGCAAGAUUCUCAACAUGUGUAAAUUAAAAGAACCGCAGUGACUUCAACGAAGUUGUACAGAUUUACACCACCUAAGAAUCUGGCCCAUCAGUUUUAAGAUUGUCAUAUGUUAAGUUUCAUCAAACUACUUAAGGAAAUAGCUAUUUGGCAACACCAUUGAAGUGUAGUACAUAGAGACUCCAUUGAUGCAAUAAGGUAAUUCAGGAUAUGGUUGGAAAGCACAAGGAGCAACCAAUGGGCUCUGAUUCCGGAAUAGAAUAAUUAACUCAUAAGAUUCUCACUCCUUUUAUAGAGCUUUGAUAUUCCAAAAUAUCGUUAUGGUAAAAAAAAUACAUUCAUUGAUGAUGGGAAGAGAUGAAUGCAACAGUUCAGAAACUGCUACUGAAUUGUCUGGUUGGCAGAGAUUAAUCUGCCCUACUGGAUGCUCCUCAGUAAGUCCAAUGUGCCUUUAACCAGUCAUUUUAUAAUUAAUAGCUGGCUUAGUUAAUGUGAAAGCCAUGUUUUGGAGCACUGCCAAUGCUACAAAUAACCUCUUCUUACAGUGGUUGAUACAAUGGUUCUGAUUUUUAGGAAAAUGAGAACAGAGGCCCAUGUACAGCUUUGUGUGCACAGUUACUAUGAGUGCACACACAAAGAUGACCUGCAAAUACAUGCUUGGGCCUCUCAUUCCUAAAACCUAAGCAGUAAAAAUUAACCACCUCACAAAUCUGACUUUAUCCAAGUAACUCAAGGAAUUUGCCUAGUAAUGAAAGUAUCAAAUUGAGGGUGUCAAAGCUUAAAGGUAAAUAUUUUGUAUUAGUCACAGCAUAAUACUUUUCCAAAACAGCUUUGGGCUUCAAGGCAUUGUAUUAGCAUGCGUUAUUGUUAAAAAUAUAUGUAUAAACCCCCCACAUUAAGAAACAAAUAUUAAAACAUACAGAAGAUUUGGCUCUGUUCACCCAGAACAGUGCUUUCUACUGAAAAGUGCAUUUGCUCCAGGUGACUGGGAGCUAGAACUUCAUAGAACCAUAGAAAAGAGAUGAGAGACCAAACAAGGUCAUUUAGACCAUCCUUCUGCCAGUGUAUUAACUAGUGUUAGAUCGAUUUAAGUUUGUAAGUUUUCACUCCUGCGUUGCUUUUCAGUGGACAGCACUAUCUAACCUGUACAUACAAUUCUUCUUCGAAAACUAUCAACCUUUAGAACAGAAUAAUACUGAAUUUCACAUGUUACUUUUUCAGUUCUUUCUAGUAGUUCUACUCAGUUCCAAUAUGUGUUAAGUAUCUUCAUGGUAAAAUGUUUGAAAAAUUAUGUUUCAGUAUAGAAGGAGCAGUUUGUUUAAAACCAGAAAGCAGCAGUUGUUGUUCCAGUAUUUUCUCUAGACAGGGGCAUUCUAUUAAAACACCAUAAAUUACAACUGGCUUUGAGAGAGAUGAGGUGAGGGAGGUGGUAAUAUUGUUGAUUGAACCAACUUUUGGUGGUGAAAGAGACAAGCUUUCAAGCUACACAAAACUCUUCUUCAGGUCAGCUGGCGUUUACACCAUUAAUAUGAGAGCUGGAGCAUGGUUGGUAUAAUUCGCCUAUUAUUAUUAUUAUUAAGGAAGAAUAAGGGGAAACUAUAAGCAAAUCUAAAGUGACACGCUGUACAAUCUAGUAUUAAUGACAGUUCCUGUGCAUUUUACCUCCUGUCUGGGGAGUUGUAUAAAUGAAAGCAUCUAAUGCUUUGCUUAAGGAGUAUUCUUAUGUCAGUCAGUUCAACACAGAUGUACACUUCCUAGUAUUCAUUUUAUAACAUGAUUAUUUAUUGGAAACCUUCUCUGUGUGCUGUACUUUCAGAAUAGUUCCAUAAAGUUUCAGCAUUUUACAACUUGUUCUCAUUUGUAUCAUGAGAACUCAGGAAUAAACCUUUCAUAUUUCAUUUUUGUGGAAGAUUUCUACAGUGUCCCAAAAGGAUGUCACCAUAUUAGGAGAUUCACAGAGUCCCUCGUGCACUGGAAGACACGUUCCAAAGAAAUGACCAAAAUGAUAAUUUUUUGGGGGGGGAGGAAAUCUCAGAUAUUUGAGCUUUCAAAAAUGGGGUUUUGUAUAUUUUGUAAAGUGGGGCUUCAAAAGUAACGUCUGGAUGGAGGAGUUCUUUAGGACAAGAAAUUCCAGAACAGUUGAGUAAACCAAAGCUCUAAAGGAGGCACACAAAAGCUGCUUUCUUGUGUUUCAAGAAAAGUUUCAAAGUUUGAUUCAUUCUGCAACUAAUGCCAUAACUAGAAUAUAUAAUUUGACUUAAAUUAAGUUUUAAAUUAAGUUGAGAAAUAUUUUCAUUUUCUUUAAAAGAAUAUAGUUUCUUCCAAGAACUUGGACCAACGUUGAUUUUUAUUUUGUAGGAAAUAUAUAAAUGCCCGGUUUGUAUAUCAUGUAACUAGUUUACAUGCUGCAAAUAUACAUUAGUUUAACUAUUUUUGUAUAUAUCCUUGUAAAACUUCUAAAUGUGCUUCUUUGUCUUUUAGUCCCUAGACUGACUUGUGGUUUUUAUGUUUCAGUGUUUGAUUCCCUUGAUUGUUGAAGAAAAAAGAUUGGGAAAUGUAGAUUUAUUUAUCUAAAGAAGAAGCUACUUGCUAUCAUCCUAAAUUAUUUAAUAUUAAAAGUCAGAAGUUUCAUUUAACCUUAGAUGU
Molecule: messenger RNA, 6652 nt
Organism: Mauremys reevesii (Reeves's turtle)
Lineage: Eukaryota; Metazoa; Chordata; Testudines; Geoemydidae
Gene: WTIP
Product: WT1 interacting protein
Exons: 8
Coding region: 435-2525 (696 amino acids)
Biological process (GO): cytoskeleton organization; regulation of DNA-templated transcription; response to hypoxia
Cellular component (GO): adherens junction; P-body; nucleus
Molecular function (GO): transcription corepressor activity
Source: RefSeq, a predicted model, not a curated record